Messenger RNA from Vicia villosa (hairy vetch), 510 nucleotides. RefSeq names its product protein PXR1-like. The record is from RefSeq and is a predicted model, not a curated record. The coding region runs from base 1 to 510 and encodes 169 amino acids. The transcript has a single exon. Lineage: Eukaryota; Viridiplantae; Streptophyta; Magnoliopsida; Fabales; Fabaceae.
AUGAGUCUCAUUGAAGUUAUUGGAAAUUUUCCUCAACCUAUUCCAGGAGUCAGAUUCAGAAGAAGACCUGUACUAGCUGAGUUUGAAGCGUUCUUCUUAAAUGAGCAACCAGAUAUUAAAGUUAAGUAUAUGAACACUAUCAAGAAAGACAGUCAGAAAGCCUCAACUUCUAAGCCUGUUGCUUCAGAAGAUGUUUCAGAAGCUGCUCCAGAAGUUGCUGCCAAGAAAGAAAGAAGGACAAAGCGUAAGUUUGAUCGUCCUUCUGUCAUUGAGGAGAAAAAUAAUCAAGAAGAAAUUGCUGCAGUUGUUGAUGAAAAUAUUGCUGUGGAAGAAGCUGUAGUUGAAGAAAAUCAAGAAGCUUUAGUUGAAAAUGAGAAUGUAGAACAAGAAGCUGCUGAGAAAAAGAAUAAGAAGAGGAAGUCGAAGAAAGAAAAGAAAGCAGAGGAUGAGAAGGAAGUAGAAAAGAAGAAAAGGAAGAAAAAUAAAAAGAAAAAGGAAGUUGUUGCUUAA